UUUGAGAAGCUGGAAUCAGAGAAAUUUGACAGCAAACAAUCAAUCAAUUACCAAGGUAGUCCUGUCUGGUUUGUGUUCACAAUCUUUAGAGGAAGGGUCGGCGGAACAACAAGCUUUCUCUCCAAAAAUACAACAUGAUUGUAUUUUUGUUUUGUGUUUUUCUAUUUUGACAUUUGUAUAAUUGUUACUGAUUAUGUGAUGGAUUGUACAGUGUCUACAACUGCUUCAACAAGGGAGGAGUCACGUUAGCCAAAUGAAAAACAGCCAGUAUCCCUUUAAACCUGCUCCUCUGCCUGGAAUGAAUCAGCACUUGAUAAGCCCUCCCUCUUCUUCCUGUUCUCAGACACAAAAAGCUCCACUCUGUGCUCAUAUUUCCUUGUUCCCUCCCCUUCAGAUCUACAGUUUGCAGAUGGGUGUAACCAACAUGUAAUGUAGUACAAGAGCUGUCAGGCUGCAGAAACACAUGUUGUUCAGAUCAGAGCUCAAACUAGUUUCACUUCUCAAAAUGAAGUGAAACAAGUCAGACAGUCGUCACUGAGAGCUGAAAUGGAGCAGAAAGGAGAUCAGCUGGACCGAGAAACCUUCUCUUGUUCGAUCUGUCUGGGUCUACUGAAGGAUCCGGUGACUAUUCCCUGUGGACACAGUUACUGCAUGAACUGUAUUAAAACACACUGGGAUGGAGAGGAUCAGAGGAAGAUCUACAGCUGCCCUCAGUGCAGACAGGCCUUCACACCGAGGCCUGUCCUGAUGAAAAGCACCAUGUUAGCAGCUUUAGUGGAGCAGCUGAAGAAGACUGGACUCCAAGCUGCUCCUGCUGAUCACUGCUAUGCUGGACCUGAAGAUGUGGCCUGUGAUGUCUGCACUGGGAGGAAGCUGAAAGCCCUCAAGUCCUGUCUGCAGUGUCUGAUCUCUUACUGUGAGAAACACCUUCAGCCUCAUUAUGAUGCAGCUCCGUUAAAGAAACACAAGCUGGUCGACCCCUCAGAGAAGCUUCAGGAGAACAUCUGCUCUCGUCAUGAUGAGGUGAUGAAGAUAUUCUGCCGUACUGAUCAGCAGAGUAUCUGUUAUCUCUGCUCUGUGGAUGAACAUAAAGGCCACGACACAGUCUCAGCUGCAGCAGUGAAGACUGAGAGGCAGAGAGAGCUCGAGGUGAGUCGACAACAAAUCCAGCAGAGAAUCCAGGACAGAGAGAAAGAUGUGAAGCUGCUUCAACAGGAGGUGGAGGCCGUCAGUCGCUCUGCUGAUAAAGCAGUGGAGGACAGUGAGAAGAUCUUCACUGAGCUGAUCCGUCUCAUCCAGAAAAGAAGCUCUGAUGUGAAGCAGCAGAUCAGAUCCCAGCAGGAAACUGAAGUGAGUCGAGUCAAAGAGCUUCAGGAGAAGCUGGAGCAGGAGAUCACUGAGCUGAAGAGGAAAGACGCUGAACUGAAGCAGUUCUCACACACAGAGGAUCACAUCCAGUUUCUACACAACUACCCCUCACUGUCACAACUCAGUGCAUCUACAGACUCAUCCAGCAUCAAUAUCCGUCCUCUGAGAUACUUUGAGGAUGUGACAGCAGCUGUUUCAGAGCUCAAAGAUCAACUACAGGACAUCCUGAGGGAGAAAUGGACAAAAAUCUCACUGACAGUGACUGAAGUGGACGUUUUACUGUCAGAACUAGAACCCAAGACCAGAGCUGAGUUCUUAAAAUAUUCACGUGAAAUCACUCUGGAUCCAAACACAGCACACACAUAUCUAUUAUUAUCUGAGGGGAACAGAAAGGCAGAACUAACGAGACAACAACAGUCUUAUUCUAGUCACCCAGACAGAUUCACGGAUUAUGAUCAGGUCCUGAGUAGAGAGAGUCUGACUGGACGUUGUUACUGGGAGGUGGUGUGGAGACGGAGAGGAAUUUAUGUAGCAGUCGCAUACAAGAAUAUCAGCAGAGCAGGAGAUUCAGAUGAAUGUGUAUUUGGAUUAAAUGACAAAUCUUGGUCUUUAUCUUGUUACAUUAACAGUUAUACAUUUUGGUUCAACAACAUCUCAACUUCCGUCUCAGGUCCUGGUUCCUCCAGAGUAGGAGUGUACCUGGAUCACAGUGCAGGUAUUCUGUCCUUCUACAGCGUCUCUGAAACCAUGACUCUCCUCCACAGAGUCCAGACCACAUUCACUCAGCCUCUCUAUGCUGGACUUUGGCUUUAUAUUGGAUCCACAGCUGAGUUGUGUGUGGACACUCUCAUCAUGAUGUAUAAAACACACUGCCAGUGCAUCUUGGACAAUGCCAUUAAUGUCAACUUUGAGGAGAUCCAGAAUUUUCUGCUUCACUUCUGGCAGGGAAUGCCCGACCACCUGCUGCCGCUGAUGGAAAACCCAGUGAUAGUUGACAUCUUCUGUUACAAGAGCUGUCAGGCUGCGGAAACACAUGUUGUUCAGAUCAGAGCUCAAACCUGUUUCACUUCUCAGGAAGUGAAACUCAGACAGUCGUUGCUGCUGAGAGCUGAAAUGGAGCAGAAAGGAGAUCAGCUGGACCGAGAAACCUUCUCUUGUUCGAUCUGUCUGGAUCUACUGAAGGAUCCGGUGACUAUUCCCUGUGGACACAGCUACUGCAUGAACUGUAUUAAAACACACUGGGAUGGAGAGGAUCAGAGGAAGGUCUACAGCUGCCCUCAGUGCAGACAGGUUUUCACACCGAGGCCUGUCCUGGUGAAAAACACCAUGUUAGCAGCUUUAGUGGAGCAGCUGAAGAAGACUGGACUCCAAGCUGCUCCUGCUGAUCACUGCUAUGCUGGACCUGAAGAUGUGGCCUGUGAUGUCUGCACUGGGAGGAAGCGGAAAGCCCUCAAGUCCUGUCUGACUUGUCCGGCCUCUUACUGUGAGAAUCAUCUUCAGCCUCAUUAUGAUGCAGCUCCGUUAAAGAAACACAAGCUGGUCGACCCCUCGGAGAAGCUCCAGGAGAACAUCUGUUCUCGUCAUGAUGAGGUGAUGAAGAUGUUCUGCCGUACUGAUCAGCAGAGUAUCUGUUAUCUCUGCACUAUGGAUGAACAUAAAGGCCACGACACAGUCUCAGCUGCAGCAGAAAGGACUGAGAGGCAGAGAGAGCUCGAGGUGAGUCGACAACAAAUCCAGCAGAGAAUCCAGGACAGAGAGAAAGAUGUGAAGCUGCUUCAACAGGAGGUGGAGGCCGUCAGUCGCUCUGCUGAUAAAGCAGUGGAGGACAGAAGGAGGAUCUUCACUGGGCUGAUCUGUCUCAUCCAGAAAAGAAGCUCUGAUGUGAAGCAGCAGAUCAGAUCCCAGCAGGAAACUGAAGUGAGUCGAGUCAAAGAGCUUCAGGAGAAGCUGAAGCAGGAGAUCACUGAGCUGAAGAGGAAAGACGCUGAACUGAAGAAGCUUUCACACACAGAGGAUCACACCCAGUUUCUACUCAACUACCCCUCACUGUCACAACUCAGUGCAUCUACAGACUCAUCCAGCAUCAAUAUCCGUCCUCUGAGAUACUUUGAGGAUGUGACAGCAGCUGUUUCAAAGCUCAGAGAUCAACUACAGGACAUCCUGAGGGUGAAAUGGACAAACAUCUCACUGGCAGUGACUGAAGUGGAUGUUUUACUGUCACAACCAGAACCCAAGACCAGAGCUGAGUUCUUAAAAUAUUCACGUGGAAUCACUCUGGAUCCAAACACAGCAAACACAUGGCUGUUAUUAUCUGAGGGGAACAGAAAAGCAGAACGAAUGAAACAACAACAGUCUUAUUCUAGUCACCCAGAAAGAUUCACUGGAUAUCAUCAGGUCCUGAGUAGACAGAGUCUGACUGGACGUUGUUACUGGGAGGUGGAGUGGAGAGGCGAAGGAGUUGAUGUAACAGUCGCAUACAAGAAUAUCAAUAGAGCAGGAGACUCAAAGGAAUGUGGAUUUGGAUUUAAUGUCAAAUCUUGGUCUUUACAUUGUUACCCUGACAGUUAUAAAUUUUGGUUCAACAACAUCACAACUUCCGUCUCAGGUCCUGUUUCCUCCAGAGUAGGAGUGUACCUGGAUCACAGAGCAGGUAUUCUGUCCUUCUACAGCAUCUCUGAAACCAUGACUCUCCUCCACAGAGUCCAGACCACAUUCACUCAGCCUCUCUAUGCUGGACUUUGGCUUUAUAUUGGAUCCACAGCUGAGUUGUGUAAACUCAAAUAGACAGAAGUCAUUUCAGACUUCAUGUGUCAGAUUCUGUUGUAAUUCUUCAUGUUUUUGU
Molecule: messenger RNA, 4210 nt
Organism: Thunnus maccoyii (southern bluefin tuna)
Lineage: Eukaryota; Metazoa; Chordata; Actinopteri; Scombriformes; Scombridae
Exons: 4
Coding region: 547-4152 (1201 amino acids)
Molecular function (GO): protein binding; zinc ion binding
Source: RefSeq, a predicted model, not a curated record